Messenger RNA from Dovyalis caffra, 207 nucleotides. The record is from the annotation of a GenBank genome assembly. NCBI's taxonomy places the organism in Eukaryota, Viridiplantae, Streptophyta, Magnoliopsida, Malpighiales, Salicaceae.
AUGGCAAAAGUAGCCAAACUCAAAAUGUCUAAUCAAUGGCGAAAGCUGUUAAUACGAGAAUAUAAUGAGAUCACUAUGGUGAUGGCUGGAUCCAUAAUACAGAAGAACAUUCCUUUUGAACUGGCAAGAACAUGUGCUCCUCGAAUCGACAAGGGCCAGCCAUGCCAAGUGGGCACAAAUCUUAUAUUCCACUUGUUUUUCUCAUAA